Molecule: messenger RNA, 2271 nt
Organism: Acanthosepion pharaonis
Lineage: Eukaryota; Metazoa; Mollusca; Cephalopoda; Sepiida; Sepiidae
Source: the annotation of a GenBank genome assembly
AUGGGUAAAUUGUCGCCAUUUUAUUUUAUAUUCUCCUCCUCCUCCUUCUUCUUCUUCUUCAUCUUCUUCUUCUCUUCUUCCUCAUCUUUUUUCCUUCUUGUUGUCUUCCGCUUCGUCGUUGUCGUCCCCCCUCCUCAUCCUUCUUCUUCUUCUUCUUCUUCUUCUUCUUCUUCUUUUUCUUCUUCUUCUUCUUCUUCUUCUCGUCAUCCACCACCUCUUUCUUCUUCUUCUUAUUCUUAUCCUCCUCCUCCUCCUCCUCCUCCACCUCCUCCUCAUUCUUCUUCUUCUUGUGCUGUUUUGUUUCUAUCUACGUUUCUUUUCUGUCUGUCUGUUUAUCUAUCUAUCUAUCUAUCUAUCUAUCUAUCUAUCUAUCUAUCUAUCUAUCUAUCUAUCUAUCUAUCUAAGUUUCUUUCUGUCUAUAUAAAGUUUGUUUGUUUCUAUCUAUCUAUCUAUCUAUCUAUCUAUCUAUCUAUCUAUUUUGACUCUUUCUUUCUAUCUAUCUAUCUAUCUAUCUAUCUAUCUAUCUAUCUAUCUAUGUUUGUUUCUAUCUACGUUUCUUUUCUUUUGUUUCUAUCUAUCUAUCUAUCUAUCUAUGUUUGUUUCUAUUUACGUUUCUUUUCUGUCUGUCUGUUUAUCUAUCUAUCUUCUUUCUGUCUAUAUAAAGUUAGUUUGUUUCUAUCUAUCUAUCUAUCUAAGUUUCUUUCUGUCUAUAUAAAGUUUGUUUCUAUCUAUCUAUCUAUCUAUCUAUCUAUCUAUCUAUGUUUGUUUCUAUCUACAUUUCUUUUCUUUCUGUCUGUUUAUCUAUCUAUCUUCUUUCUUUUUUUCUAUCUAUCUAUCUAUCUAUCUAUCUAUCUAUCUAUCUAUCUAUCUAUCUAUUAUGUUUCUAUCUACGUAUUUUUAUCUAUCUAUCUAUCUAUCUAUCUAUCUAUCUAUCUAUCUAUCUAUCUGCAACCUGAGGUGACAAGACUUUCGGACCACUAUCUAUCUAUCUAUCUAUCUAUCUAUCUAUCUAUCUAUCUAUCUAUCUAUCUAUCUCAGUCUGUUUAUAAUCUAUCUAUCUAUCUAUCUAUUCAUCUAUCUCAGUUUGUUUAUAAUCUAUCUAUCUAUCUAUCUAUCUAUCUAUCUAUCUCAUCUGUUUAUAAUCUAUCUAUCUAUCUAUCUAUCUAUCUAUCUAUCUAUCUCAGUCUGUUUAUAAUCUAUCUAUCUAUCUAUCUAUCUAUCUAUCUAUCUAUCUAUCUAUGCCAUUGCAAUGUAUAUAUCUAUCUGUCGCAAUUUGUUCAUUAUCUAUCUAUCUAUCUAUUUAUCUAUCUAUCUAUCUGUUACAGAAUCGCUCUAGAAAAAAUAAGGAAUAUUCACACAUUUCUUCGAAAACGCAAACAAAAUCUGUCUGACGGUAUUUUAAUCAAUCAAUCAAUCUAUCUAUCUAUCUAUCUAUCUAUCUAUCUAUCUAUCUAUCUAUCUAUCUAUCUGUAUCUAUCUAUACCGGAUGCGAUGAAAUGUUCACAUAUUUCUUCGAAAAUGCAAAAAAAAUCUAUCUGCCUGUAUUUUAUUCUGCCCUUCUAUCUAUCUAUCUAUCUAUCUAUCUAUCUAUCUAUCUAUUUCAGUCUGUUCAUAUCUAUCUAUACAGGUCUGUUUUUAUCUAUCUAUCUAUCUAUCUAUCUAUCUAUCUAUCUAUCUAUCUAUCUAUCUGAAUAUGUUCAUAUCUAUCUAUCUAUCUAUCUAUCUAUCUAUCUAUCUAUCUCCGUUUAUACAAACAUAUAUACCUAUAUCAGUCUAUUCAAAUCCAUCUAUAUUUCUGUAUAUAUCUAUAUCUUUUUGUAUCUGUUUAUUUAUUUUCUAUCUCAAACUGUUAUCAUCUAUCUCACCCUGUUAUUAUCUAUCUAUCUAUCUAUCUAUCUAUCUAUCUAUCUAUCUAUCUAUCUAUCUCCGUUUAUACAAACAUAUAUACCUAUAUCAGUCUAUUCAAAUCCAUCUAUAUUUCUGUAUAUAUCUUUUUGUAUCUGUUUAUUUAUUUUCUAUCUCAAACUGUUAUCAUCUAUCUAUCUCAAACUGUUAUUAUCUAUCUAUCUAUCUAUCUAUCUAUCUAUCUAUCUAUCUGAAUAUGUUCAUAUCUAUCUAUCUAUCUAUCUAUCUAUCUAUCUAUCUGAAUAUGUUCAUAUCUAUCUAUCUAUCUAUCUAUCUAUCUAUCUGUCUGUCUGUCUGUCUGCCUGUCUAUCUAUCUAUCUGAAUGAUAGUGGGUCUAAUGGAGAGGGGUUCGGAAUGAGAGAUUAG